AGGAAUAAAAUAAAUAAAAAAGAUAAUUCGCUUCGGAUUUUACCUCUGGGAACGACGCUCCGUAUUAGAUUCUCCCACUAUCCGAGAACGAAAAGCGCACAGUCACCGCCCCCGCGCGCGCGUGUGCGUCACUCUCCGUCGUUCCAGAGCUCGGCCACAUGUUCAUUUGAGCUUUUCCGAGCCUCCAUUCCCGUCGCCGGCGACUUUGGGGACGAUGACCUCCAUAACUUCCGUCGAACUGAAUUACCUCGUAUUUCGUUACCUUCAAGAAUCAGGUUUUGCGCAUUCGGCUUUUGCGUUAGGAUACGAGGCUGGUAUCAACAAAAGCCCCAUUGAUGGCAAUUUGGUUCCGCCCGGUGCCCUUGUCACAUUUGUACAAAAAGGGCUUCAAUACUUGGAGAUGGAAGCCAACUUGAAUUUCCAGAGUGACACAGAUUUGGAGGAAGAUUUCUCGUUCAUACAACCCGUAGAUCUCAUUACAAAGGAUGUAUAUCAGCUUCGGCAAAUGAUAAAAGAAAAACGGAGAAUUUUGCAGAAGGACAAGGAUAAAGAUAAAGAGAUUGACAAGGAACAUGAAGGAGAGCGGGGACGAGUUAGAGAGAAGGAAAGACAUGAAAGGGAGAAAGAACGAGAAAAGGACAGAGAAAGAACCGAAAAGGAUAAGCAACAAGAAAAGCAGCAUGAGGAACAUAAUGAAAGGGAUAUGGUUACUGAUCAAGAAGAUAGGAUCAAUGCUACGCAUGAAGGAAAUGGAGUAUCUGGAGUUAAACAUGAAGGCCCAGAACCAAUGGACAUCUCUACGAAUUCAUCAUCUCAAGCAUAUCAAAUCCCUAGUUCUGAUACUUUAGUUCUGGAAGGACAUACUUCUGAGGUAUGUGCUUGUGCAUGGAGUCCAACAGGUUCUCUUCUUGCCUCAGGGUCUGGAGAUUCAACUGCUCGAAUUUGGACCAUAUCUGAUGGAAGCAGUGGAUCUGGCAUGCGAAACAGUCUUGUAAAUGUUUUGGUGCUGAAGCAUGUCAAAGGUAGAACAAAUGAGAAGAGUAAAGAUGUCACGACACUUGAUUGGAAUGGGGAAGGAACACUGCUUGCAACCGGUUCGUAUGAUGGGCAAGCUAGAAUUUGGAAUACAAAUGGUGAACUGAGGAGUACUUUGAGCAAACAUAAAGGACCCAUAUUUUCUCUCAAGUGGAAUAAGAAGGGGGAUUAUCUUCUCACUGGAAGCUGUGAUAAAACUGCAAUUGUGUGGGAUGUGAAAUCAGAGGAAUGCAAACAGCAAUUUGAAUUCCAUAAAGGUCCAACCCUUGAUGUUGACUGGCGUAACAAUGUCUCAUUUGCAACGAGCUCCACGGACAGCAUGAUACAUGUAUUCAAGAUUGGAGAAUCUCACCCAAGCAGAACUUUUUCUGGACAUCAGGGUGAAGUUAACUGUGUCAAAUGGGAUCCAACUGGCUCAUUGUUGGCAUCGUGUUCGGACGAUAUUAGUGCAAAGAUAUGGAGUCUGAAGCAUGACAAACAUGUUCAUGAUUUCCGAGAGCAUUCUAAGGAGAUAUAUACUAUCAGAUGGAGUCCAACCGGGCCUGGCACAAACAAUCCUAACCAGCAGUUGGUGUUGGCAAGUGCAUCAUUCGACUCAACUGUGAAGCUAUGGGAUGUAGAUUCUGGGAAUCUUCUCUGCACUUUGAAUGGACACAGGGAACCUGUAUAUUCGGUUGCCUUUAGCCCAAACGGUGAAUAUUUGGCAAGUGGAUCUCUUGAUAGAUCCAUGCAUGUAUGGUCGUUGAAAGAAAGCAAGAUUGUGAAAACAUACACUGGUAAUGGAGGCAUAUUUGAAGUCUGUUGGAACAAGGAAGGUGACAAAAUUGCUGCCUGCUUCGCCAACAACACAGUUUGUGUUUUGGAUUUUAGGAUGUAAUUUCGAAAAGGUUCCCUUCGAUUUCAUGUUAGGAAUUAGUUCGUCUUCCAAAUUCCGAAGUAGAGUUUUCUCUCUUUUUGCCCCCUCUGGGAGGAUAGGAAGAAAUUUGUUUCAGGUUGGUAGCUUUGCUUUUAACCAUUAGGUGGUGCAGUUUCUCACUGACUUUUGCUAUUAUUUUUUGAGUUGCAGUUUUCACUUAAUUGUCAAAAAAAGAAAAAGAAAAAAAAAAACUAAUUUCUCUAGGUGCGCAUUGAUAACAGCGAUGUACAUAAUUGUUGGGACUGGAUCCGUAUUUAUGAAUUGCAAUUCUCGGAUGAUGCACACAUUAUUUACUGGUUCUGUACUUGGCUUAUUAUAAAACCCACUUCACGUGCCACUGUUGUAUUCAUGCAUUAGAGGAUCUCCAACGCCAAAAUGGAUUAAAAAAAAUAUAUUCUACAAUGCAACACUCUGCCUA
This is a messenger RNA of Morus notabilis, 2369 nucleotides long. Its product is annotated as WD40 repeat-containing protein HOS15. The coding region runs from base 215 to 1912 and encodes 565 amino acids. Gene Ontology annotation, molecular function: transcription corepressor activity; protein binding. The transcript is spliced from 14 exons. The record is from RefSeq and is a predicted model, not a curated record. Gene Ontology annotation, cellular component: histone deacetylase complex. Gene Ontology annotation, biological process: regulation of transcription by RNA polymerase II. Lineage: Eukaryota; Viridiplantae; Streptophyta; Magnoliopsida; Rosales; Moraceae.